Molecule: messenger RNA, 3446 nt
Organism: Pelobates fuscus (common spadefoot toad)
Lineage: Eukaryota; Metazoa; Chordata; Amphibia; Anura; Pelobatidae
Gene: TPD52L1
Product: TPD52 like 1
Exons: 9
Coding region: 98-868 (256 amino acids)
Biological process (GO): positive regulation of apoptotic signaling pathway; positive regulation of MAP kinase activity
Cellular component (GO): cytoplasm
Source: RefSeq, a predicted model, not a curated record
CUCAGAUCCACAGAUUAGAAUUGAGCACUGUGAUACUGUAACAAGUGACAGACUCUGAUAGCACUGCUACAGCCUGAGACACACACAUAUACACAGCAUGGAAAACAAGGAACAGCCAGAUCUCUUGGAUACGCAGCCUCUUCAGGAAACAGACGAUGAACUGACAGCAGAGAUUGAUUAUUGUGAAAUAAUGUCUGAGGAAGAGAAGGAGGAACUGAAGAAUGAAUUAGUCAAGCUGGAGGAUGAAAUCGUCACUCUACGUCAAGUGUUGGCUGCCAAGGAGAAGCACCUGGCAGAGAUCAAGCAUAAGCUGGGAGUCAGUAUGAUGAAUGAGCUGAAGCAGAAUUUCAGUCGCAGCUGGCAUGAUGUUCAGACUCACUCUGCAGAGAACAUAUCUGAAGCAUAUCAGACUGAUCCCACCCGUAAGGGCAGUCCAGAAAGGAAAUGCCAGCAAGUUCUCUCUGCACAAGAGAUACCGCAACCCAAGACGAUCUCUUCGGCCUUCUUUGGGCCUUGCCAAUAUAAGAAAACACAAGAGACCCUCAGCCAGGCAGGAAUGAAGGCAUCUGCUGCUUUAACCAAUGUGGGUAGUGCCAUAGGGAAGAAACUGGGAGAUAUGAGAUCGCAUUCAAUUAGCUAUUCUAUUCGUCACUCUAUAAGUAUGCCAGCCAUGAGGAAUUCUCCUACCUUCAAGUCCUUUGAAGAACGAGUUGAGAACACAGUUACCUCAUUAAGAGCCAAAGUUGGUGCCCCCAAUCAAACCCAAGGAAGUUUUGAAGAAGUCUUAAGUUCCACUGCUCAUGCAAGUGCUCACAGUUCAUUGGCUGGAACCUUGCUGCCUGAAGCUGAAGAGGAUCUACAGUGCUAAGCAAAAUUGAUACAAGUGAUUGACCAAGCAAGACUUUCAAAAACCCACCUAUCUGUAUGUCUUUAGAAUGCACGUUACCAUAAAGAUCUUAUCCUUUCAUGAUUAGGCUAUAUUAUUUUACCAUUAUCAAAAACACUUAUUUUCUAAAGUUAAUAAUGGUUACUUGAGGGUUAUUUUAGUUUUGUCGUUAAAAAAUGAUUGGCCAAUCAGUUAUAUUAAUGUUCACAAUAAUAUAUGUAAUAAGUUUAGCCACUAACUGGGCAGUCAUUUUACCAGUUUUCAACCCAUCUUUGCUAAAAUUGGAAUGUAUUUUGGCUUUUGCUGGUAAGUACAGAUUAAUGCUAUAAUUACAAAACUUGAUAUUAGAUUUAUCACAAGGAUUUUUUAAAUAAACUAAUUUACUAGAGGAAAAAUUAAAUAUGCACUUUACGUUUUUACCUCGGCAUACAUUAUUAAUACAUGUCCAGCUUUAAGUCUACAUCAGACACUUCUCUAUUGCAGUCUCUGAAACCAUAGAUAAAUAAUAACACAGAUAUUUGAUGGGGAAGUUACUCACGUAUUUCAAAAGGCAGCGUUUUCAGUCAAUGUUUAUAAAACUUGGCAAUAUGAUAUAGAUCAGAGGCCCUCCUGAUGUUGUGGACUAACUCUUCCCGAUACUUUGCCAGCAUUAUGGCUGUAAGAACAUCAUCUCGAAUACUGAAGGUUGCCCAACCCGAUAGAUAUUUAUCAGGAGAGGAGUAUGUUAGGAUAACUGUAGUAGGAUAACUUAGUUAAAUCAGCACUGCUACUUGUGGGGUCUUUGCAUUUUCAAAAAAUAAAAUAAAAAAAUAUUGUGUGCAAUCGCAUGGUGGUCCCCAUGAGAAGGUACAUAUACUUGCUUGAAAUGUUCACGCCUCAGUUUUACCAUCUUCUGGUUCAAGUAUCUCUGCAGCUCUUGGCAUUGUCAUCAGAUAGGAGUUAUGUGCUUUUACAAAGCUUCAGGAUAUUUAAAAGAACUUCUCGUGUGACAUAUUAUCUGACAGGAAGUGGCAAUAUGUGCCAUGUGGAAGCUGUCAGCUGUGUGAAGAUUAGCAUAUUAGUUUGCCAAAAUCCUGUUUUUGUCCAUAAAACAAAGUAGUCCAUACUGGGUCUUAUCCUUUGAUUGCUUUGUAAUUUUACUUCUAACUUAGUGAGAAACUCACAUUUAACAGGGAGGCCUAAAUUGUUUGUGAAUACUUUGUGCUUUUUUUGUACCCCACAAAUCAGGUUUGUAUUUUGUAUUUUUGUUUCUAAACGUCUGGGCAAAAACAGCCAAUGUAUAUAUCUAGUGAACAUCUGCAUGAACGUAUUUUACUGUUGGCUGAACAAAGUUUAGUUUCAAACUUGUAUUUUUCUACUGAAAAGCUUUAUAAUUCCUUUGUGCAAAUUAAUUUUUAUUGGUUGUCAGACUUACUCUAUAAUGAUUUUAGGAGAUAGAAUAGGAACCAAGUAACAUUGGCAUAAAAAAUGAUUUAAAAGAUUGGGUUUAUAAAAGGACACCUCAGCACAAAGUAGAUUUAUUUGUAAUAAGAGGAGUUAUAGGUCAUCUAAAAACCACAGCGCUGUAUGGACUUGUGUUCUCCAGGCCUGAACUGGCUUAUGGGGAUGCUCCACAAAAGUCAGAAGAAUUUGGGUAGAUGGAGCUGCUGUUGUAGAGUGUAGAGGUAUUUCCAAGAUAUUAUAGGGUACGAUGAGUCUGCCUCUAAGACACUUAACCACAAGAGUAGGUUGCCAUUGGAAUGGUGGAGUCAAAGGAAGCAGAAUCUGCAUAAACUUUCACAGAUAUCUGUGAAUAUUUCCUUGUGCUCCAUAGGUCAUACCAACAGAAAUGACAUGGGUAUAUGAUGUGACAGCUCCAUUUGUGAAAUCAAUAUUUAACAUGUGCCAUGUGAGUAGGACUGACUGCUAGCCAGUACAUAUUUCCUCCCAUGGCCCAACCUAUGGGAUUUAUAGUUAAGAAAUCUAAAGUAAGUGAUAAAGUAUAUGACUUAAGAUAGCAAAAUUAAGAAAACAUAUAUAAUAAUUUCACAUCCAGAAAACACAAGGUUUACUUAUAUCAUGUUGAGGGGGAAAAAAAUCCUAUCACUGUGAAACAGGAUUCACCAAGUGUUUGAUCGUUCACCCACUAAAAGGGCACAUAAGCUAGAUUUAGACAGUGGUGAGGCAAAUUAGGGUUACACUACCAAUGGUUGUGUUCUCACUUUAGCAUCAGUAGGGUAAAACUAGCCUGCCUGACAAUGGUCUAAACUCAGCCAAGCAACAAUUUUAUUUGGAGACCAUGACUUUAUGGCUCCUGCUGGUUUUUCAAACUCUGGAUUAGGCUUUGAUAGUAUGUUAUGUACAUCUGGUGCAGUAUUUAUAAAGCUUUGGAAACCUUUACUGCUGUAAAAUUUACCAUGCAAAAUGUGUUUGCAUAUUGUGAACUGUGCACUAAAAAUAAAAGUUCAAUGAAUGUAUCAAUCUUAAUGGUUGUAACUGUACAUAACCUGCAGAUGUGAUUAAAAAAUUAUAACAUUGUUCUGAAAGACAGUCUUAAAAAUAAAUGCAACUUCACUGUGAA